AGAAUUCAAGGGUUACUAACGCUCCAAGAAAUCAGAAAACAGAACUCUUCAAAAUAGAAAAACACAGAGGACAAAAUUUUUAUGCAAAAACCCUAACAAAAGAGAGAGAUAAAGAAGAUUUGGGAAGUGGGUGUUUGUUAAAAAGAGGUUUUAUUAGCUUAAUUCACUCUAUCACCCUUUUAAAGAGAGAUUAUUCAGGCUGUUUGUACUGCUGAUCGAGUUGGAAUAAACAUGAAGAUUUGGUUCUAGUCACGCAGAGAGAACAAAAUCUGCAUUCACGCUACACCUAUGGAUGGUGAGGUGGUAGACGUGGAAGUCAGGGAAGGGAAUAAUCACUUGGCAGUGAUUGCUGACCCGAAUGAGACUGAGAAGCAGAAUACAACCCGGAAUUAUACGGAAGCAGCAGUUAGAAAUCAGGAUGAUGAUGGAAUUGCUUUACCGCAUGUCGGCAUGGAAUUUGAAUCAGAAGAUGCUGCAAAGACAUUUUAUGAUAACUAUGCUAAGCGUAUGGGAUUUAGCACCCAUGUUGGUCAGUUUACACGUAGUAGGCCUGAUGGGCCAAUUGUGACUUGGGAGUUUGCUUGUUCCAAGGAGGUUUUCAAAAGGAAGAAUAUUGAGAGCUGCAAUGCCGUGCUUAGGAUAGUGAGGAAAGAUUCACAUUCAGACAAUUGGGCUGUGACAAAGUUUGUUGAGGAACAUAACCACUCUCUGGGGACUCCUGGUAAGGUCCUUCGACCACGCAGGCAUUUUGCUGGUGCUACAAAAAACAUGGCUGAAACGCUGGAUGCCACUAAUGAUGUUUAUGUUUCAACAGACGGAAGUCACGUGCCUCAUGAACCAAACCAUGUUAGGAAUGCCUUCCCUGUAGAACCUAAUAAUCUAGUCAGAAAUGUUGCGCCUCUGCCUGCAACCUAUUUCAGGGCUCCUGGUGGAAGGAAAUCCCUUGGAAGAGAUGCUCAUUGUCUCCUGAACUAUUUCAAGAAGAUGCAAGCUGAGAACCCUGGCUUCUACUAUGCAAUUCAACUUGAUGAUGAGAACCGCAUGACUAAUGUCUUCUGGGCUGAUGCAAGAUCAAGGAUUGCUUAUAGUCACUUUGGCGAUGCAGUUGUUUUUGACACGAUGUAUAGACCAAAUCAAUAUCAAGUGCCUUUUGCUCCUUUUACAGGCAUGAAUCAUCAUGGUCAGAUGGUAAUGUUUGGUUGUGCAUUGCUUCUAGAUGAGUCUGAGUCUUCCUUUACUUGGUUAUUUAGGACAUGGUUAUCUGCAAUGAAUGGCCAGCCUCCUGUUUCUUUCACCACAGACCAAGAUAGAGCCAUACACAUGGCUGUUGCGCAGGUAUUUCCAGAAACUCGUCACUGUAUUUGCAAGUGGCACAUCUUGAGAGAAGGCCAAGAUAGGUUGGCUCAUAUAUAUCUUGCUCAUCCUUCCUUCUAUGGAGAGCUUUAUAGCUGCAUUAACUUUUCUGAGACAAUUGAGGAUUUUGAAUCAUCAUGGGCCUCUCUCCUUGAAAAAUACGACCUCCAAAGGAUAGAGUGGCUUCAAGCUGUGUACAAUGCUCGCCAACAGUGGGCACCGGUUUAUUUUCGUAACACUUUCUUUGCUGCCCUUUCUUCAAAUCAUGGUAUCAGCUCCCUCUUUGAUGGGUAUGUGAAUCAACAGACCACAAUACCUUUGUUCUUUAAACAAUAUGAACUCGUGCUUGAACAUUCUUUGGAAAAGGAAAUAGAAGCAGACUAUGAUACAAUUUGCACCACUCCUGUACUUAAGACACCAUCGCCAAUGGAACAACAAGCUGCAAACCUUUAUACCAAGAAAGUGUUCACAAAGUUUCAGGAAGAACUAGUUGAAACUUUUGUGUAUACAGCAAAUAAGAUUGAACGAGACGGGAUGGCCACUAAAUACAGGGUUGCAAAAUAUGAGCAUGAUGACAAGGCAUACAUAGUGAUGUUGAAUAUAUCUGAGAUGCAAGCAAGUUGUAGCUGCCAGAUGUUUGAAUAUUGUGGCAUUCUCUGUAGACAUAUACUAACUGUCUUCACUGUAACAAAUAUUCUUACCCUCCCAUCUCACUACAUAUUGAAGCGAUGGACAAGGAAUGCAAAAUCUUGGAUUGGAUCAGAGGAACAGAGUGCGGAUUCACAAGGUCUUGAUACUCUGACCUCUCGCUUUAACAAUUUGUGCCUUGAAGCUAUUAAAUAUGCAGAGGAAGGAGCAGUUGCCAUUGAGACUUAUAAUGCAGCAAUCAGUAAUUUAAAAGAGGGUGGAACAAAGAUUGCUUCUGUGAAGAAAAGUGUUGCAAAAGUCACACCUUAUAGAUCACAUUUUAGUGGAAAUAGUCAAGAAGAAAAUAACAAGAAAACCCCUACUGCUCCUCAUGAAAUGAUCCCGUCAUUGUGGCCUUGGCAGGAUGCUAUGCCACCUCGGUUUAAUCUUAAUGAUGGGGGAGUACCUUGUGCAGAUUUGAAUCAGCCCAGCAUGGCCCCUGUAUCUAUUCACCGUGAUGGUGGUCCAACUGAUAACUCGGUGGUUCUCACUUAUUUUAAGUCCAUGACUUGGGUCAUUGAAAAUAAGACUUUGACACCAGCUGGUAAAGUAGCUGUCAUCAACUUGAAGUUGCAAGAUUAUGGUAAAAAUCCAUCAGGGGAGACAGAGGUACAGUUUAGGUUAACCAAGGUCACGCUGGAGCCUAUGUUGAGAUCCAUGGCCUACAUUAGCCAGCAGCUCUCAACUCCAGCUAAUCGAGUUGCUGUCAUCAAUCUGAAGCUCCAAGAUACCAAGACAACAACUGGAGAAACAGAGUUAAAAUUUCAGGUUUCUAGAGACACACUUGGUUCCAUGCUGAGAUCAAUGGCAUACAUCCGUGAGCAACUGUGAGAGCUGUUUUCCGGCAGCAGCUUCAUUUUACCAAUUCUGUCAAGAAUGGUAUAAUCUGUUAGAAUUCCUUUGGGUGAGCUGAGCCCGAAAGAGAUCCAGGCUUCCAGCUACACUGGGAAAGCUAGCAGGAGUGGAAGUGUACUCUUUCUGGUCUGGUAACCAUUCGUGUAUGAUGUGCAUGCUCCAGUGACAUACAAGACGUGGCCUUAGCUGUAGUUAGGUAUGGGGUAUUGCUAUUCCAUAUGACCAAGUUUGGAUUAGCUGUAGUUAGGCAUUGUUAAUCUUAUUCCUAACGUCUAGAUAAGAUAAUACAUGGUUUCCUUGUAACAAUGGGCUGGAAACUUGAUUUGUAAAUGCGAGUAAUUGCGAACAGUCUUAUAAUAUUAUAUUGAAUGAGCAUUGCAUAUAUAUUAUUGUUUCCCCUC
Molecule: messenger RNA, 3296 nt
Organism: Populus euphratica (Euphrates poplar)
Lineage: Eukaryota; Viridiplantae; Streptophyta; Magnoliopsida; Malpighiales; Salicaceae
Product: protein FAR1-RELATED SEQUENCE 3-like
Exons: 6
Coding region: 289-2871 (860 amino acids)
Biological process (GO): regulation of DNA-templated transcription
Molecular function (GO): zinc ion binding
Source: RefSeq, a predicted model, not a curated record